GAAAUAAUGCUGUCCCCACUCUUCCACAAAAUCUUGGGAGCAGCUUUUUUCCUGCUCCCAUGCUGUGCUCAAGGUAAACCUGCAGCAAUUCCUCAACGACCCAGUUUCUCUGGAUUCCUUCAAGAGACAUAUGACAAAUUUCUACCAGGUUUCCUGCCAGCAGCUGAUAAUGCAAGAGAUGACACUAUCCAUCAAUUAGAACAUCGGAUUUCCAGGCUGGAAGGAGUCCUCCACUUGGAAAAGAUGAUAACAACCUCUGGAGGAAAAAUAUUUGCUACCAAUGGGAAAAAAGCUGAUUUCCAUACCACAGUGAAACAGUGCCAAGAGGCUGGAGGGUCUAUUGCCACACCAAGGAACCCGAGUGAGAACGAGGCCAUUCUGCACUUUGUCAAAAGUUAUAAUACCUAUGCCUACCUGGGAAUAAAGGAAUCUCUGCUUCCAAGUAAAUUCCAGUUCCUGGAUGGUACAAAACUCAACUAUACUAACUGGCAUUCAAAGGAACCUUCUGGCAAAGGGGAAGAGGAAUGUGUGGAGAUGUACACCGAUGGCACUUGGAAUGACAAAAGGUGCAACCAGAACCGCCUCAUUGUCUGUGAGUUUUAGUACUUCCCUGUGCUGUGCUCCAGCAACCUGCCUGGUGUGUGCUCACUUAUCCCUUGUUUCUUCAGUUAUAGCUAGUGAAUUCAGGCAGUGCAACAUGACAAAUAAAAAUCACC
This is a messenger RNA of Pogoniulus pusillus (Red-fronted tinkerbird), 716 nucleotides long. Its product is annotated as pulmonary surfactant-associated protein A-like. The record is from RefSeq and is a predicted model, not a curated record. Lineage: Eukaryota; Metazoa; Chordata; Aves; Piciformes; Lybiidae. The coding region runs from base 7 to 603 and encodes 198 amino acids. The transcript is spliced from 3 exons.